AAUGUAUUCAACAGCUAUCUGUCAACCGCAGUAAAUAGAUUGUAUGACCAAACUCUGACGAAGGGGCUGCCAGGGUUGAGCACAGCUGUGGGUUUCCGAGGAGCGUUCGGGUGCGCCUCCUCCUGGUAAAGGGCGCGGGUCCCGUUCUGUCAGGCCUAAUUGUAACAAAGGGGGCUUCACAAAUUGGGAAAGGAUCCUGAAGGGCCAGUGUCAGGAUGGCGCCAGGGCCCGCGAAGUAAAUCUGCCAGCAGCCUGAAUGGCGCAGCGCGAAAGGCGGUCCACGGCAGGCAGACCGCCUGCAAAGUAUGCAGAAUCGGAUGAGUAUUACGACUCCCUUUCGCUAGCGGGGACACGGUCCCGGGACCGACCACUGCGGCAAGUGUACCGCUUGCUGAAACACAAGGAUAUUCGCAAAGACCUCGUCGGCCAGGAGGUGCACGUGUACUGGCCAGAAGAUCAGCAAUGGUACCGCGCGACAGUGGAGGAGGUUUCAACACAACAGCCCGAGCCCACAGCCUACCUACAUUAUCCGGACACGGAUGAGUAUGAGGACAUCAACCUGAACGAAGUGAUCGAGUCGCAGCAAAUAGCAGUCAUCGAAGGCCGUUCGCUGUAUGCCAAGCUGAAGCGGGAUGAGAUCCCCGUGAACGUGUCGGAGCGCCUGACUGCGGUCUACGAGGACGAAGAUGAGGACAGGAGCUCGGACCCGGGGUCCGAUGGGGAGCAGGAGAGUGAGGAAGGGGAACCCCGCAUGUUGCGGGAUCAGCACAAGCAGGUGCAACGUGCCAAGCGACCACGGGAUGACACGCUGGACCGCCCAGGCUCCUCCAAGAAACAGACGCCUGGCGAUGAUGGAGCUGGCGCGGCUGGUGGCGAUGCGGAUAUGGCGGAGGCGGAGGCCUUCAAGAACAACCUCAUCAACGCCCUCAUGCACAACAUCUCCGGCGCGCCGGGCAGCCACCCCCCGGGUAUGAUUCCCACACCUGGCAGCCAGCCGCCUAUGCUGAUGAUCCCCACGCCGGGCGGCACGGGUCCCGGCAGUGCACGCGGCGCCCUGAAGCAGCAGAGCAGUCUGCCUUCCGCGUCUAGCGUGCCAGCCGAUGAGGAGGUGCGGGCCAAAGUCCGCGAGCAGCUGGGGCAGGCGCUGCAGCGAGCCAUGGAUGAGCUCAAGGCGGAGGGCUAUACCGAAGCGCUUCCGGUGCCGACAGAGGUGGCCGCCGAGGUUGAGCUGGAGCUCUUCAAGUUGCACGAGAGCUCGGUUUCCAAGGACUACAAGGCCAAGUUCCGCUCACUGGCCUUCAACCUCAAGGACAACGCCAACCCGGAGCUGCGCGCGCGAGUGCUGCGUCGAGAGCUUGCGCCCGCCACACUGGUGACGCUCGGGCCAGCGGAGCUGGCGCGCAAGGAGCUGAGCGAGUGGCGCAAGAAACGCGAGGAGGAGGCAGCCAAGGCGGUGUUUCUGGACGCAGAAACCGCUGCAAAAUACUCCACCGCUGCUGCUGCCGCACUGGCUCAGAGCCGGCUGCGGGCCAAAGACGACGAGGCGCCGGCCGCCAAGCCCGUUUCCUCGCCGGAGGGGCGCGGGGAGGAGGCGCAGGAUGAUGCGGCGGGCGGCGGCAACGAUGCAGGCGCCAGCCUUGCCAGAUUCGGGUCGGAUAGCGGCGCAGCGCUGGCUGCUCCAGCUGUGGCGGCGGGCGAGCCUGGUGUGCAGCGGCGAAUAUCUUCAGGCUUGCCGCGGCUCGACUCAGCCAACGCCAGCGUAAGCAUCAGCGCCAGCGGUGCCGACGCUGGGCUCGCUUCGCCGGACCUGGUACGCCGCACCUCUAUCACCUCCAGCCUGCCGCCGGGACCUGCAGCCGCAUCGGGUGGCGCUACAGGCACGUCAGACGCCACAGCGCCGGCCGCCAUGGGGCCGUCGCCAGCGAAGCGCACUGUGCUGCGGGCGGCCCUUCCAGCUGCGCCUGUGGCAGGGGACGAGACGCCGCCCAGGACUGAUGACGCUGGCGACGCGCCGUAUGACCCUGACGUCAGCUUUGACGGUGAUGCGCCCUACGACCCCGAGGCGCAGCUAGACGCCGGUGAAGUGGCAGAGGCUGGCGGCGACGAUCUACCCGUGUACGAGCCGUAUGACCCAUCGGCAGCGCCCGCGUCCAUGCAGCCGCCCGGCAGCAAAACAGGAGGCUCGGGACCAUCGGUGGCAUCGCUGCGUGCAGCCCCAGCUGCUGGUGCCAGCGUUGGAGGCUUUGGCGGAUCGCUGCCGGAGCGACAGACAUCUCUUCCUUCGCCCAACAGGUCGCCGGUCGCGGCUGUGUCAGAUCUAGCACCGGUCAUCCAGAGGCAGCUGCCUGGAGAUGGAGCGCCGAUAGAAAUGCCGCUGGACAACGUUGGCGAUAUGCUGUGGACGGGCGUGCUGCGCGUUCCGGGCGCGAGCACUGACCAGCUGGUGGCGGUGGACGCGUCCUACCUGGGCGGCAGCGGGCGCCUAGCGCACAUGCUGCGGUGCGCAGAGCCUGCCUGGGAGCUGGUGGUGAAGGGCCAGGUCAAGCUGUCGCGCGUGGAGCAGUUCUUUGAGGAGCUACGGCGCAGCCGCAGCCGCACCAUCAGCCUGGCCCUGGUGCGCCCGGCGUCACCGGCGGCGGCAGCUGCUGCGGGCGUGACUGAGCAGGCGGUGGCUGCCGCUGCCACAGGCGGCGGCAUGGCAGAGUUCGUCGCGGCGCACCGCACUCGCACCGGCCUGGCCACGCCCCAGGCCAGCCUAGAAGCAUACCUUGUCACACGGGGGCCGCUAGCAUCACGCCUGAUUAAGACGGCGCGCAUGGUGUGCCCGCCCCACCAGCUGGCUCUGCUUCCGGAGGACAUUGCGGACGACCACCUGCUGCUGGCGAUGGUGCACCCUAAGUCAUGGGAGCCGCCGCCACACGUCAUUGCUAGCCAAGCAGCGGUGCCGCCGCACGUGGCCCCACAUCACGCACACCAGCACAGCCACCAUGGCCACCACGACGCUCAUCAGCACCACUCCCAUGCCGUGCCGCCACCGCACCUGGACAUGUCAGCGCUUGCGCAGCUGCCGCUGGGAGGCGGACUUGCGCCCUCGCCCGGUGCCAUGCCGCACGUUCUUCCGGGGGCCAUGGGCGGGGCACCAGCCGCUGCGGACCCCAGGUUGCAGCACGCCUCUGCGGCUGCAGGGCCAGCACCCCUGGUACCAGGCGCUAACGCCGCGGGCGCGGGUGAUGAUGCGGCGGCUGGCGACGGCUCAGUGCCCAUUGACAUGGGCGCCCUCAGCGACCUGGCGGCGGCUCUAGGCAUUCCAGGCGGUGGGGAAGCGGCGGGGGCUCAGGCGGGACCCCCGCACUUGGGUGCAGCUCCACCUCCGCCACAACAGCAGCAGCUGGUGACCAUGGUCAUGCAGAACCCGGACGGCACCCUGGCCAUCGUGGCCGUGCCACAGGGCCAGGCACCACCGGUCGCGCCGGCCCCAGGCCCCGCACCCAUAGGCAUGGCCGCAGUGGGGCCCAUGGCUGUGAUGCCUCCUGCUCAGCCCGCUGUAGGCCCGGGCAUGGACAUGCCACCACCUUACGGAGCCCCUGCGGACCAUGCCGCGGGCGGACCGCCACCAGGCUACUAUCCACCACAGUCUGGGCCGCACCGCGAGGCGCCGCCGCCGGAUGGUCUCUACGGCCCGCCGCCGGGCUCCUACGGAGGGCCCAACAGACACCCUCCAGCGCCCUACGGCGACCCACGUGGCCCGCCACCACCGCAUGGCGGCGGAGGGGGCUACCCGCCGCAGGGCCCGCCUGACGGGUACUACGGGGGCGGCCCUCCACCUCCCCAUUCCCACUCGGGGUAUUACCGCGAGCCGUCAGAAGCUGGAGGCCCGCCACCGCCGUAUCCACAUCGCCAGCCGCCGCCCAGUCGUGGCAGCGGCAGUGGUUACCCUCCUCCAGGCGGGCGCGAUGGGCCGCCGCCGGAUGACCGCCACUACCCGCCUCCAUACCGUGGGGGCCCACCUCCUAGCGGGCCGCAUGACCCUUACGACUCCUAUCGCGGUGGCCCGCCACCGGCAGGUGGCAGCCGAGGGCUGCCACCGCCGCGCGGCGGCUGGGGCGAGCUCCCAGAUGGCCCCCCUGGCGGUCGAUGGGGAAGCGGCCGUGGAGGCGGCCGUGGAAGCGGUCGUGGAGGGAGGGGGCGCGGCGGGCCUGACGAGCCGCCCGGCAGCGGAUAUGGUGGCGGAUACGGCGGUAAUUACGGAGACCGAGGGGGGCGCGGACCCCCCGAUGACCGCGGCUAUGGUGGCAGGGGCGGAGGACGAGAACGGGACUGGGGAGGUGGAGGCGGAGGGGGAGGCUGGGACCGGGGGCGCGACAGGGACCGGAGGUAGGCUGGGAGAAACUGAGCAUUUAGACUGCGAAGGCCUGACUACCGUAUGCCGGACGGAGUAUACAUACAGCAUACCGGUGGAGGUGAAGGCCUCUGUAGACCAGGAGCCGAGUGGAUGGCAUUGACAAGUGACACUGCACAAGGAAACAGACAUGCCCUAGAUUGGGCGAAUGCACACGACGCCGUCGCUUGUUAGGUUGGGUUAGGCGCAGAUUGACGGCAUGCACAAUCGCAAGCGCAAUUGCACUGGAGUGCGAAGCAACGCGCUGCCCGAAUAUGACACUGUGACAUGCUGGGGAGCUGCUUCUCACCCAUCAUGAGCGUGCACCCGGAGGCGGUAGCCCGUGGCGGCAGCGUUCGCAACCGUGAGGGCAGCUCGUCAGGCUGUUUUGCACACAGUGCACAUUGCCACAGCCAUUCAGCAACUUGG
Messenger RNA from Chlamydomonas reinhardtii, 4807 nucleotides. RefSeq lists its product as uncharacterized. Gene Ontology annotation, cellular component: nucleus. The record is from RefSeq and is a predicted model, not a curated record. The coding region runs from base 257 to 4378 and encodes 1373 amino acids. The transcript has 17 exons. Gene Ontology annotation, biological process: DNA-templated transcription. NCBI's taxonomy places the organism in Eukaryota, Viridiplantae, Chlorophyta, Chlorophyceae, Chlamydomonadales, Chlamydomonadaceae.